This is a messenger RNA of Metarhizium acridum CQMa 102, 1128 nucleotides long. RefSeq lists its product as uncharacterized. Gene Ontology annotation, molecular function: thioredoxin-disulfide reductase (NADPH) activity. Lineage: Eukaryota; Fungi; Ascomycota; Sordariomycetes; Hypocreales; Clavicipitaceae. The record is from RefSeq and is a predicted model, not a curated record. Gene Ontology annotation, biological process: cell redox homeostasis.
AUGUUGCCAAAGACGACAAUCCUUUUCACUCUCCACCUCUUCUGGUUGGCGACCGGUGUCCCGAGACCGCCAGGUGAAGAGCAAGAUACAAAUGCAUUUGUAACUGAUUUUGAUGCUCUGAUUGUGGGUGGUGGACCAGCAGGACUGGCCGCACUAAGCGCUCUUGGUCGCGUACGACGAACGGCAUUGUUGAUAGACUCGGGCGAAUAUCGCAACAGCCCUACACGACGUAUACAUGAUGUCGCCGGGUUUGACGGUGUGACUGCGGCAUAUUUCCGAUGGUCGGCUCGUCAACAGAUUCUUCAUUACAAAACAGUUGACGCGGUGAACGGCACGGUAACGAGUAUCCGAUCCAAGGCGAACAACACCUACUUUAUCGCCACGACCGAGACUGCUAAAGGCUCAACCUCGACUUACACAGCUCGGAAGAUUAUCAUUGCCACUGGACUGCGUGAUCUUCUCCCCCCUACCCCAGGACUACAAGAGAAUUUCGGCAAAGGCAUCUACUGGUGUCCGUGGUGUGACGGCCAUGAACACGCAGAUCAGCCACUUGGAAUUUUGGGCCCUUAUGACAAGACGGUAGAGGCCGUGGCCGAAGUAGCCCAUCUGAAUAGCGACAUAAUCAUCUUCGCAAAUGGCACCGAUACAUAUGAAAAUCGGGUCCGCGCCGACGCAGCCUUCGCGGAAAACUCGUCUGCAUAUCUCGAUAAGCGGCGCGUCAAAGUGGACAAUCGGACGGUGACACGGAUCACCAGAUUGCGAGAUGGUGAAGACCCCAAUAGGGACCCUUCCCUACCAACUGCGCCCGAGUACGACUUAUUCAGCGUCGAAUUUGACACUGGCUCUCCCGCCGAACGUGGCGUUCUGCUUACCACCUUUGCAUACGAACAGCGAUCAAGUAUAGGUGAGAGGCUAGGUUUGGAGACAAGAAAUGGCAAGCUAGUAGUUGAUGAAGAUAUGCGCACCAGUGUUCCAGGGGUGUACGCCGUAGGUGACGCAAAUUCCGACAUACGCACCAACGUUUUGCACGCGCUGCACUCUGGAAAGUCGGCGGCUGUACAUCUUCACAGUAAGUCAGAUUUGCGAGUUAUGUUUAGGCACAACAUCCUGAAACAAUUUGAAGACUAA